Messenger RNA from Owenia fusiformis, 667 nucleotides. The record is from the annotation of a GenBank genome assembly. NCBI's taxonomy places the organism in Eukaryota, Metazoa, Annelida, Polychaeta, Sabellida, Oweniidae.
UUAAGAAAACUGUGGCAUGUAAAAUGUUUAUUUUCAGUUGACGGAGGAUGGGGAGAAUUUUCGGAAUAUGGCGCAUGUUCCCUUGAGUGUGGCGGAGGUACCCAAGAACGUGUUCGAUUAUGUAACAACCCAGCGCCACAAUAUGGAGGCUCUCAGUGUCUAACUGUUGAAGGAGUAGAGCAACUGGAGGAAUCACAGGUUGAACCAUGUAACACACAGCCAUGUCCAAUUGAUGGCGGAUGGGGAGAGUUUUCCAAUUAUAGCGCAUGUUCACUUGAAUGCGGCGGAGGAACCCAAGAACGUGUUCGAUUAUGUAACAACCCAGAGCCACAAUAUGGAGGCUCUCAGUGUCUAACUGUUGAGGGAGUAGAGCAACUCGAGGAAUCACAGAUUGAACCAUGUAACACACAGCCAUGCGCAAUUGACGGAGGAUGGGGUGAUUGGUCAAAUUUUAGCACAUGUUCUUUGGAAUGUGGAGGAGGUACCAAAGAACGUGUUCGAUUAUGCAAUAGUCCAGAGCCACAAUAUGGAGGCAUUCAGUGUCUAACUGCAGAGGGAGAACAAAAACUUGUAGAAUCUGAGAUCGAACCAUGUAACACGCAACCAUGUCAAAUUGAUGGAGGAUGGGGUGAUUGGUCAAAUUAUAGCACAUGCUCUUUGGAAUGUG